Messenger RNA from Osmia bicornis bicornis, 2016 nucleotides. RefSeq lists its product as uncharacterized. NCBI's taxonomy places the organism in Eukaryota, Metazoa, Arthropoda, Insecta, Hymenoptera, Megachilidae. The record is from RefSeq and is a predicted model, not a curated record. The transcript has 3 exons. Bases 1 to 2016 code for a protein of 671 amino acids.
AUGGAGCAUCCCUCAUGGAAAGACCUCCAGGACUUCCUCACUGGGCGGGCCAGAGCACGGGAAACCCUCGAGCUCUCCCGUGACGACACUACCGGGUCAAGUGCCCCAGCCACCUCCGGACGUCCUCCAGUCGCCUCUCGGCCUCCACCCAGCUCGGUGCGGGCUCCUGUACGGCCACCUCCUGCUCCAGCCGGACGAGCCUAUUACGCCUCAGAGCAGCUGCCUCCCAACUAUAAGGAUGGUCUCUGCGACAUGUGCGGGAAGCGGCACUACAUUACGGAGUGCCCGGAGUUCCUCGGCCUCUCGGUGUUCGACCGUCGCAAGGUGGCCGUUCAGCACCGAUUGUGCUACAACUGCCUUGGCCGGCACGGGGCCAUGAACUGCCGCAGACUGCAACUUUCUGAUCCGGACUUCCUCAUUCCCGGUCCCAUCGAUAUCAUCUUGGGAGCCGAUGUGUUCGGCCGACUCCUCUUGCCGGAAAUGGUCAAGGCUGAUCAGGCCUCGCCGAUCGGCCUCACUACGAUCUUCGGGUGGGUAUUCCUCGGGCCCCUGGUCACCGGAUCACCUCACGGAGAGAAGGUAGCUCUCCACGGAACAGCUGAUCAUGAGCUCCACGAGCUUCUCACCAAAUUUUGGAUUCAAGAAGAGGUUCCUUCGAAACCCUCGCAAGCCCUCACUCCGGAAGAGCAAGAAUGCGAGGCACACUUCUCUCGCACCCACUCUCGAGACUCCUCCGGUCGCUACGUGGUGCGACUUCCUCUCCUGGGACCUCGGACUAACCUCGGGGACUCUUACGAGACGGCUCUUCGAGGUCUUCGACGGAUUCAACGGCGCUGCACGGCCAAUCAGGCGUUCGGACGCCUCUACAAGGAGUUUCUGCAGGAGUACGAAGACCUCGGACAUAUGCAACCAGCCUCGGAAUCCUCCUUGGGCACCUCCACGAUCUUUUACCUCCCACAUCACGGGGUUUUAACCUCUAAGGGUUCGCAGCCGAAACUGAGGGUCGUUGCUGUACAUCCAGCUGAUUGGGACCUCCAACGUAUCCUCUGGUCGGACCCUCAAGGGAAGACGGUCUGCUACCAAUUGACCACGGUCACCUACGGUACGCGAUCAGCUCCAUUCUUGGCAGCAAGGGCGCUGCUGCAACUCGUGCAGGAUGAAGGUCCCCGAUACCCCCUCGCUGUGCCUCCACUUCUUAAGGGCCGCUACGUAGACGACAUCCUCGGUGGAGGCGACACAGCCAAGGAAGCGGAAGCAGUCGCGGUUCAGCUGACUCAGCUCUGCAUGGCGGGCGGGUUCCCGCUUCAAAAAUGGACCAGCAAUUGUCCAGAGCUCCUCAAGGUCCUCUCCGAAGACGGCGACGCUCCUCACCAGACCUUGGACUUCUCCGACAUCACCACCAAGAUUUUGGGCUUAUCUUGGCAACCUCUGGCGGAUCACUUCUGGUUCUCCGCUGCACGGACCUUUCGGGAUGCAGUAACGAAACGAACCAUUCUCUCGGAAGUCGCACGCCUGUUCGAUCCGCUCGGAUUCCUCGCCCCUCUCACAAUACGAGCGAAGAUUCUCCUCCAGGAGCUGUGGCUUGAACAGCUUGGAUGGGACGAACCUCUUCCCCCCUCCACGGCUCUCCGCUGGACAACCUUCCGAACAGAACUACAGGACCUCUCGGUCCUCCACAUUCCUCGUUGGCUCAACCUCACCCCGGAAGUGCGAGUUGAGAUACACGGGUUCUCGGACGCCUCACAGCAGGCGUUGGCCGCAGUUGUAUAUCUGCGGAUUUCGUCCUCUACAUCGCCGGCAACCCUGUCGCUAGUCUGCGCCAAGACCAAGGUGGCGCCCCUCAAGAGACUUACCAUCCCUCGGUUGGAGUUGACGGCUGCUCUCCUCCUCGCAAAGCUACUCUCGGGAUACUCUCGAGCUUUCCUCUGCACCGGUGCAUCUCUGGAUGGACUCCGCUGUCGCGCUGACCUGGAUCAGCCAUCAUCCCUCGAAAUCAAAGGAGUUUGUACGGAAUAG